UCUUGGGAGACUCCAGUGUAUACAUGUGUCAGACAUGAGUGGAUAUGUAUAGUCAAGCAUAUUCAACUACAGUUUUCUUUUUUAUAUAGAAAAUAUAAAUUAUUUAAUUGAAAGGAUUAAGAUUGUAUUUAUACUGUAUUAAUGUGAAUUUUUUCAAGUAAAACAGUAUAUGAUAUAUAUAAUCAUUACUCAAGUUAAAAUUUUGCAAAAAAACCAAAUGUCUGUCAGUAGUUGAUUAUAUAUAGUUUGUGUUAUAAACAUUACAUCAUGAAUGAUUCCUUUUUGAACGACAUUGAUCCAGGAGAUCCAGGACCUCGUCAGGAGUUAAACCAGUUCAUAACAACCAGAAAAAGUAGGUCUUCAGGUGGACCAGUGAAAAAUGACGACUUUGAAUUUUUAACUCAAGAAAAUAUAAAUACAAUUACAAAUGCAGGUAUUGUCAACAAGAAGGAAUUACUUAAUGAUCAAAAGAAAAAGAGUACAAAGCAACAUGAUUUUAAAAAACAGAUUGAACACGAAAAAAAAAUACCACUCAUAGAAUCUAAAGUGCUUGAUAAAAAAUUGAAAUCACUCGAAACAAGAGGUAAAUCCACAGAAUUGGCACGAGUAAAAUGUGAGGAGUUGAAAACAAAACAUCAGAUAUUGAGAAACAAAGUCUCUGAUCCAAGACAAAUUUCCAAAGAUUAUAAUCGUCGCUCUGGUAGUUCAACUCCUUCCAGUAGAACAUCUGAUCCAUCAAGUAAAGAAAACAAUAUAUUGUCGGAUAAUGUGACUCCGAAUCGAAAUUCAGCCUCUUUAAAGAAAUUAGAGACCAAUGAUUCUUCAACUUUAUUGAAUUGUGUUAAAGAAUUGAUAUCCUCAAAUGCAAAGCAAGAGAGCACCAAAAUCUUAAGAGCAAUGCAGGAAUUACAUAUAAAUUCUCAAGCAAAUCUCAUUAAACAUUUGUUAAUUCAAACAGAAGAUUUAACAAAGGAAAUUCAUCCCAGUAGGGAUACAUCGCGAUUAAAAAAGUUAGUCGAAGAAAAUGAACGAAUGCGAGAGGACAUUAUUAUUUUGAAAUUAAGAAAUGAAGAAUUGCAAAGAAAAGUCGAUGAAUCUAUACUAAUGAAGGAAGAAAAUAUUGAGUUAAAACUUAAAAUAAAAGAAUUGCUCAAGUCUGGAAGUUAGUUUUAAAUAUACGAAAAAAAAUAAUUUAAUUUUUUUAAUUCAAAUAUAAAAUAAUAACAGUCAUGGACUGACAAUCUAAAAAAUUAUAUUAUUAUUUUUAGAUUUAAAUGUUAAAAUUGAUGUCUUAUCAUGUAAUAUGUUAAUAAUGUGCCUUAUAUUGUUGAAACAUGUUUAAGGACAUAAGUGGAAGACGUGAGAUUAGACAAUUCCUGUAUGGGAGAUUUCUUACUCUAUUUUAAAAUUAACACUAAAAAUAGAAAUUUUUUAAUCUCACGAUUUUCACGUGAUAUUAAUAAUUUUUUAAAUAAAGUUUUUUACUUUUCCAAAAAAAUUA
This is a messenger RNA of Leptopilina boulardi, 1501 nucleotides long. RefSeq lists its product as uncharacterized. The coding region runs from base 268 to 1167 and encodes 299 amino acids. The transcript is spliced from 2 exons. NCBI's taxonomy places the organism in Eukaryota, Metazoa, Arthropoda, Insecta, Hymenoptera, Figitidae. The record is from RefSeq and is a predicted model, not a curated record.